This is a messenger RNA of Cuscuta epithymum, 1417 nucleotides long. The record is from the annotation of a GenBank genome assembly. NCBI's taxonomy places the organism in Eukaryota, Viridiplantae, Streptophyta, Magnoliopsida, Solanales, Convolvulaceae.
GGGUAUAAGAGGUGUACAAAUGUGUGUACAACUAGCAAUUCUCCUGAAAUUUACUCCUCUUUUACCUCUUCUCUCUCCCUCUGAUCUACAGUUCUACAUCCUAUCUCCCUGCCUUACGCUCUUACCCCUCUCUCUUUCAUUUUCUUUUGUUUCUUCUUCAAAUACCUUCCUCCAAAUCUACAUUUUUACGGAAGGCUUACCAUCCCUUGGUUUGGCUAUCAUCUAUUUUUCCAUUUUUCAAGCCAUAGCUCAAGCCUUGGGGUUUUGCUGCUCUGCUAACUAUUCCCAAGUGUAUGGACCUGGUGGAGAAGUGUUUGAGAGAUGCCAAUAUGAAUAAGAGCAACGUGCAGUGUGUUGUCCUUGUGGGUGGAUCCCCAAAGGUUCAACAAAUGCCACAUGAUUUCUUCAAUGGCAAAGAGCUUUGCAAGGGCAUUCCCUAUGAAGCUAUGGCCUAUGGAGCUGCUGACCAGGCUGCCGUUCUGUGUGGAGAAGGAAACCAAAAAGUUGAAGACAUGUUGUUGGAUAUCACUCCCCUCUCCCUCGGCCUGAAGACUUUGUGUUGCAUUAUGAUCGUUUUGAUCCCAAGAAAAACAACCAUCCCCACCAAGAAAGAUCAAACCUUUUCCACUUCGUCAAUAAAUCAUUCUCAUGGAAGUACUCGUCAGCAGUGCUUCACCGCCGGUGUUCAUGGCUACGUUAAUUUGUAGCUGGUAAGUAUCAAUAGAGGAGGGUGUAUAAAUGAACCAGAGAUCGUAAUCGCGGACAUUGAUUUUCUUCUUCUACUUUGACAUUAUUUCGAAUAAAGUUCUUGAUCGAUCUAGAUUUUCUCGAACAAGAGAGGAAUGUCGCCGAUUUCUAAUCUUUACCAUUUAUAUUUACUUGCGACUCCCACCUCUUUGUUCUUUCUCCAUAUUUAAUUUAAUUUCAGUUUCUAUUGUUAAUCAAUUGGUGUAUUCUAGCAAUUCAAUAAAUUGAGAUUCAAUUUCUGCAAUGAAAUCAAAACAAGAUACAGUUGGGAUGAACAUGGCGGCACUUUCCAUAGCGUUGUCCGGAUUAAAUCUGUCACGAUGGGGAUGGAGGUGUGCUUAAUUUCGGAGCUAAUGAUCCUCACAUCUUGAUUUUCACGCAUAUAAAACUCCAACAAUAGUUUCGACUUGCUGGAAAGGCAAACAAAUCAGAGAGAGAUAAGAUCUUCAUCCACUUUUUCCUUGGUUCUGAAACUUCAAACAUCAUCCGUUGUAGCCAUAUGUGAUUAACAGGAUAUAAUUGGAAAUAUAGAAAAGAAACGUAAAUAAGUGUGUGUGAUUAGUAAAUGGGUGAGUGUAUAUAGAAUUCCCCUCUAGUUAUUAAUACUGCAUCUUAUCCGUACUUAAUUAUUACUCCGUACUCUUAUUAGUGUGAAAGACAUGGAUUGUCA